UCUUAACCGCGACUCUGUCACCAAUUUGGGAAUCAGUCAUCCGAGACAGUGUUUAUGGCCCUCUAUUAGCACCGCCCCUUUCAAACAAAAUAUAAGCAGGUACAGAGUAAAAUGCGAGCCAGUUUCAGUCAAACUCUGAAGAAGCCAACAGGAUGAUUGGCGAAACGUGAGCAAGUUUGACUCACCGAAAACCGACGCAUUACGAAUCCAGAAGUAGUGUGGAAAUUUCUUCUAAAAAUUAAGUCUAGUGGUAUUUCAAAUGUUGCCCCGUUUCUUCUUUUAAUUUCAAUUUAAUUGAGGAUACGGAUGAUACUCUGAAAUCAACAAAAAAUAUUUUUUUUAAUUUUACAUUUUAAAGUAAAACAUCCCGAAUUUCCUAAAUAUAUUAGAGACUUGUGUACGUUGAGCUGGGGAAUAUUCAAAAUUCCGACAGUACUGCAAUCCGAACACAUAUUUCACGGCAAAUGGCUUUUCGCAGGACAUUUUGAUGGGCCAAUAAAAUGCGCGGCAUUUACAUUAAAUGCACAUAUGGCCGCAAGUGGCGUCCAUUGCCGAGUAAUUAAGGGGGGGAGGCGAUGUUUUCUCCCGCCACCCGUCCGCCUCCUGCGGUGAAGGAAAGGGUUGUGUUUGCGAACGGCCCAACGGACAAUUUUCCGCUUUAAACAACAACGUGCAACACUGAGCGGUCCAUGAUGAAAAUUUCAAACCAACAUUGAACAAACAAGAUUGUUCUUGCCGAUAAUGAGAAACCCAAUAUCAUCUAAUUCAAUUAGUACUUAAAUGAUUUUUAAACGGAUAUUAAAAAAGCUGUCUUGUUGAGAAAAUAAUAACAACAAACAACCAUAUAACACAAAAUCAUAUAAUUAGAGCGCAAUAAAUAAAGCUGCUUGAAAAGCGGGAUUUAUGAAGUUUUUUUUACUGUUUAAUUGUUUUGUUAAGAAUUACUGUUUAAAACUUGUUAUAACUAUUAUUUUUCCCAGUUUUUUAAUUUUAUGUUAUUUCAGCUAAUGCAUACAAAUGUACCGCGUAUCCCAUUUUGGGCACUUUUGUGGGAUAUCCCGGUUAUUUUUUGCAAUAGAACGUUGCUGUAUACGAGACACUGUGCUACUUUUUUCUGAAAUUAAAGAUGCCGUCAACAAAAUUAUUUUGAGACUAGUCUCGUAUCUCAGUUGUCUUUUAAGUUAUUGAAGAGUGGCGUGUUUUUUUUACUUGCUCUAACCGUUUGGUAGUUAUGAAGCAAAUAUAUGCAUUUUUAAAUGGAACCCUAUGUAUAUUAUUUUUUGAACUUUUUACAGAUAUAGAUCAGUAUAAAGUUGUUUUGAAAAUUAAACUCAAAAUUUAAUUUUUUCCUAUUUUAUUUUAUUUGUAAAUAAACAUAAAUAUACAAUUUUGAACAUACAAGAAACUUAGUAGUUUAAAUUUCAGUUAUUUAAAUAUGUUUUACGUUAUGAACUACUAUUUGAAAUAAUUUUCAAUUUAUUAUAGUCCAUUAUUACAUUAAUUAAUACGAAAUAACAUUAUAUCUAAAGAAUAUUAACAUAGUAUGGUGCCUAAAACUGUUGUUCAGAUUGGAGACCAUUUUCUCGAAUGCAAAACUCGCACAUUUUUUUUAUUUUUUUAAUGGCAUUUAAAAGAAUUAUUACUCUCCUUCGUAGAGUUUCGAAAGUUAAAUCAAUUGCCCCUCGAAGUUCUGCUACAGACGCGUAUCGCGUUUUAUACACUUCAUUUUACAUAUAUCCCCGUAAAAAGAAAUCUAAAGCUGAAAGAUAGGAGAUCGUGAAUGCAACUUUGUGUAUGCGUAACCUGUUAUAUACAUUGUAUGUUUACUUCGAAAACUCAUGUUGACAACUUUAAAUGUAUUGUUUAUACUAGUUGAAAAGUUGUCAUAUGGAUUAUUAAUGACAAAAAAAGUUUCUCAAUAAACGUUUGCCAAGCAUGAUGCAAUAUUUAUAAGCUAAAACAUGAACAUAAAUGUAAUCCCUGUAUAACACGUGUGGUUUUAAAACCCCAAUAAUCCCGCUUCCGCUUCUGUUGCAUGGGGAUGCAAUCGAUUCAUAACAUUAAUAUUUUAUAUCCGUACUCAAACCACGACGCUUUGGUUUACCCUAUUAAAUGGCAAUAAUGCAGAAAGCAAUAUGUAUUUGGGAAUACAAAGGAUUGUGCUUCUUCGUCAUCAAAUUUGAGGCAAGAUGUUGCGGAUGAUGGAUGAUAUUAAAUUACUUGGGUUCUGUACAGAAUCUAUUUCAUAAUUUGUUAGAUUUGAGUUUAAUUUCAAACGUCUCGACGCAAGGAGAUAUUUGUCAGCUACUGAAACGGCACAAUGGCAAUAUAAUAACAAUUCGCGGCCGACUCUCGUAGAUAUCUGUUCCGUAAAAUUUAUGGCCGCAAUACAAUAAUAAAGGAAUGCCGUUAGAGCAAGAUCGAAUGGCAAGAAUGUGCGCUUGGGGAACUACUGUAAAUCUAUUUGUAAGUUAUGUCAGAAAGCACGAAAUGGCCUCCACAAGAUCCUGGUUUGCCACUUCCAGAUGUGACAAUUUUAAAGAUUUACGUGCUUGACACAAAUUUAAAAUUUGGGAAGCAAACUGUAUAAAAUUUUUAACAUUAAUGUGUGUAAGUGCGUGUAUAUGCGCAACAUUUACAAGGUUGUGGUUUUCUCAAUCCUGUUCUACCUUUUCGCGAAGAUUAUUUAGAAUUUACUACACAAGGUAAAUUUAAGAAUUAGUUAUAUCGUAACGGAAAAACGCUUUAUGCAAUAUUUUUUUGACAUAGAACUUAAUAAUAAACCCUCUAACAUUUACUUUUACAAUAAACAUAUGGUUUUUCAUUUAGAUUAAUUUCAGUCUAUGUGGGAAAAUAGUUCAGUGGGUGAGAUCACCUUUUUUAAUUUUAUUAUAUUAGAAAUUUUAAACCCAGGUCACUGUUACUUUAAUUUUUGCUAGAUUUUUGUGCGAUUCCUGAAUAAGUUACGUUAAAAACAUUAUUUCAGACCCUUUACAAAUGUUUAAGACGUAUUGCACAAGAAAGAAGAAAUAAAACAGACAAUGACUGAAUCAAUGAUGAAACGAAGGAUUAUUAAGAAACGAAAAAUCUAUUGGAUUGGAUAUAUCUUCAACUCAUAACCUUAAGCUUAAUGCGAAUAAGACGGUGACAUGUUAUUUGGACCCCGAAAACAAGUAGAUAAUAUAAAAAAUCAUCAAAAGUUGAUGCGAUGACAUAGAGUUUAAAACAAGCAAAAGAUCUGGGGCUUGGAUGGAUACUAACCUAGGAUUCACAAAACAUGUCAAUUAGCUCUGUCGAUGCUUAUAUGGAUUGCUUAAGAAACAGAGUCGAAAGCAUAAAUUUUUGAAAAACCUUUAACUUCUCAACUUUACUUACAAAACGUUAAAAAAGAAUUAUCAGUCUUAUUUGUCUAAAAAGCUUGUAUCUUUUAGGAAACUAAAUAGUAUUAAUAUAAGAAAAAAGUUUAUAAGGACUGCGAAUGUUUAGAUAGAUUGUAUAAAAAAUGUUCAGCUUAAAAGCACGCUUUGGGUGAGACGGUCAAUUUUGCAGUUUUUUUUCCUGAUUAAAUUGUAACAUUUAUUGCUUUUUAAUAAAAUAAAGAUACAGUAAUAAUAAUAAUAAUAAUAAUAAUAAUAAUGUGGGAUCGUCACAUCAAAAGCGCAAAAAGCUCCUGCUGGCACCUCUGUGUCUUAAUAAUGAUGAUGUUAAAUGAUUUUCCCUUUAGGUUUUUAUUUUAUACUAUUUAAAAAAACAUGGGCCGAUUCUCCCAGACUUACUCUAUAUUCAUCGGUAGGUUGAAAUAAACUAAAUUUACGCUGCUGAUAAGUAUAUGAUACCUCUUUAAUGUAGUCCAUAAAUGGCAUCAAAAUGCUCUUGUCAGCAAGCAAUUUUUUCAAGAAAAGUGGGAAUACUGGGAAUAUUUUUUACGAAAAUUGAUUACUAAAAUAAACAAUGAAAAUACAGAGAAAAUAAAUUUAACAAAAUUAACUUUUUUUUGUUAAAUGCGUUCUUUAAAAACUUCCUAGACUUUUAACAUAAUUACAUUUUCAUUUCGAAAUUCUGUGCUAAUUAACCCCUUUCAUUUCAAGAACGAUAUUCAGGAGCACAUUUAGUGUUCGUCAUUCUCCCUUGCUGGUAAGGGCAAAUAUAAAUUCCGAGAAAUUGUAAUCAUUCUUUAAGAAAAAAUACCGAAAUCACUCCAAAAUCUUAAGUUCUGCCCAUCUGGUACAGAGGCAUCAUUAUAAUUUAAGUUAUCCACUAAUCAAUCAAAUUCACUUCAUUUCCCAUGACGGAAGCAAGAACAAUAUUACCAAGAUAUUCUUAAUCGUUUAACUCUGGCAACAUAAUAAACAACAAAUAAUUGUUUAAACAUUUGCCCGCCCUCCAAAUUUUUUCAACAUUUCAAAAUGCCAAAUCGUUCUAGGUUUUAAGGAUCGCAUGAUUUUUCGCAUAUUUUUUCAAACUUUGACUUAUAAAAUGUAUACAGGAUGCCGCCCAUUUUUAUUACUGAUUCUUUUCCUAUAUAUGGCAAUGAGAGAAGUGGAGGCUCAUGCUCGAAUAUUUGAAUAUUUAUAUUUUAAUCUCUUCUGAACUGUUUAAUCGUUUUGGUUAGUUAGUUAAAAUUUUAUAAAGUCGUUUUUUUUAAAUAGCCUGCUUAAAAUAACUUUAUAAAUAAAUAAAUAAAUAAAUUUAUAUUUGCAAAAAUGACUUACCUGGAUGUAAAGGCUGGAUGUCGAAGAGCGCCGGGAUCUUCUAAAAUGUAUGACAUUAUUCAUAUUCUGAAACAAUUAAAAAAAAAGGCAAAUCAGACCUUUAAAAUUUAAAAUAACACAAAAAAGUCACUUAUUAUUUGUAUAAAAACAGAAUUUCGAGAAUACAUUUAAUUGUAGGAUUCCCUGUACAUAUCAAGGAAUGGAAACAGAAAAAUUCAACGAAGUAUGAAGUUUGCGGAACACGGUCGGAUGACAACGCACAAUGGAGAGAAAAUGUAUCGUCGCCAAGGUGGCUGACAAAUUCCAAAUACAAUAAAAUAUAUUUCAUAAAUAGAGUUUACUUACAAACGAAGAAAGGCGGGGUGUUGAUCUAGAAAACGAGAUAAUAACAAAACAAAGAGACCAGAUGGCUUCGGAGGCCAAACAAAAAAGAGGCCUUUGCUGUAAUGGACCAAACAGAUACCCCGAACGCUACCCAGAAAACUCUCACGGAGGUGGUAUCGACUAUCCACCAACGGGAAUUGAUGGUGGUAGAUACUCUCAUUCCAGACCAGAAGCAAGCGGGCCAGGUUUAGGCGCGUAUGGCCCUGCAGGUCCCUCGGGACACUCUCCCGCAUAUAACGGUGUGAGGCCACAUUAUCCAGCCAGCGCACAUGGCUACUAUGACGGCCCCAGCGGAUAUGGUUCUUCUUAUGAGCAUCCGCCACCCUACGCACCUCCUUACGAGGAGGAAUAUCAUGUACAGCACAAUGAAGGACACGGCGGAGGUGGUGCAAUGGGCAAUUAUAAGAGUCUCGCAUUGAAAAAACUGCUGCUGCCAUUGGCAGGAUUGGCUAUCAUAGGAGUCGCAGCGUCGAUCUCACACAAUCCCGUUCUUCUUCAAUUGGGGACAUUGAAAGGCCGGAAAAGGAGGUCCGCAGUCUUUGAGAAAGUUUAUCCGAUGAAUCCUAAAGUCCGACGUGUCCAAACAAAUCGUUAGGAUUAUUGAUUCACUUAAACUUUAAAUUAUUUUGUGACGCCUUAGCUUUAGAGUCAAGUUUAAAUAUUUACAGAAUUUAAGUUUUGGUGAAAUUUUUAUUAUUCCUUCUUUGUUAUGGACUGUAUAUUGAAAAUUCGUGAAAAUCUGAACUUUUAGUUCUUAUUUAUUUUGAUAAAUGGAUUUUCCUUAAGUAAAAGCCACCUCAGUUCAAUUGAUAGAAACGGUGUCAGGACAUGCAAACUGUGAAUAGUUUCCCGAAAGACGGCAACAUUCUAAUAAAUGUUUUUAGAGUUCGUUUCCCACAAAAGGUUGAAAUUCAAGUUUUUACGUAACCAAGUUCUUUGCUAGGGCAUCCAGUAUUUUAUUCAUGGGAAAUUGAUACAAUGCUAGUUUACGCAUCCUCAGCAGUUGAGAUCAACGCAUUUUAUUAUCAUCUGCUGAUCACUUUAACUUGGUUAGUUGUUAGUCGUCGAAUUUAUAUGUGUACUUGCUGCUGUAAAAUAGUAUUGUAUCAAACAGUUUUUUCUAAAUGGAAUAUUUCUUAUAUGGUAUUUGUAGUAAAAAAUAGGAGUAUCUAAAAACUAUUAUUGGGACAUUUUUGUAAGAAACAUUUUUUUAAUUAAAUUACUGCAACUUUGACAAUACCUGAUGACACACGAAAUUCAAUGAAUUCUGUUCAGUUUAUUUCGGACAAUGAUUUGUGAAUUUUGCCAAUGGUUUCUUCGUAGAAUGCCAAUCCAUAAAGGAAAUGAGAUGAUCAUUAUGGGUGAAAUAUAUUUCAAUUAUUUUUCAGAUGGUAUGCUGAGAUAAUAUAGUGGCUCUACUACGGUAAAAAGUGAUGGGCCGCAGGUGGCUAUGAUAUUUUCGUAGAGAAUGUACGGAUCUUUUGGGCAUGCGUCACCCCCCAUAUGUCUGUGUAUCUACAUUGCCGUAAUUUUUCUGGAAAAUUGAUUAAUUUUUAUAAGAACAUCGAUCUCUGAAAUCCGAAUAUAAACAGUCUGUGCCCUGUGUUAAUAUCUCCGUACCGUACUCACAAACUUGUAUAAUUUCUGUUUUCAAUACUUUGUUCUUUUACAAGCCUAAGAAAUACGCAACUCCUGUCUAUAGGAGGUGGUUCUUGAACAUUUUUUCAAUUUAAAUGCUUCUUGUGCGAUUCUACCAUCUCAAAGUUAUUUCAAUGGAGGAUAGACCUACGAAUUUAUGAAAGCUAACACUUAGCGCUGAUUUAAAAGCAAAAAAAAUCGUAAGAAAUAGCUUACAUGAACGAAUACGUGUAGAAAUUGCAUCGUAUCUACAGGGCUUAAAGAACAAAAACGCCAA
Messenger RNA from Cylas formicarius (sweet potato weevil), 7011 nucleotides. RefSeq lists its product as uncharacterized. The transcript has 5 exons. The record is from RefSeq and is a predicted model, not a curated record. Lineage: Eukaryota; Metazoa; Arthropoda; Insecta; Coleoptera; Brentidae. Bases 5119 to 5691 code for a protein of 190 amino acids.